Molecule: messenger RNA, 2653 nt
Organism: Phalacrocorax carbo (great cormorant)
Lineage: Eukaryota; Metazoa; Chordata; Aves; Suliformes; Phalacrocoracidae
Source: RefSeq, a predicted model, not a curated record
CUGAUUACUUUUAUAUAAGGGAAGGAGAUGGAAACAUCAUGGUGAAUAAAACAUUGGAUUACAACAAAAUCAACCUUUUCAAUUUAACAGUCCAAGCAAAGGAAAAAUUUGGAAACAACAGUGCUACUGCGUCGUUACUAAUUAAUGUAAAAGAUUACGAUACAUUGAACCCCUAUUUCAGCCAAUCAGUGUACAAUGGAAAAAUCCGUGAAAACCAGUUGGGUCCUCUGGCUAUUCUCCCAGAGAAGAUACUGGCUAAAGAUGGAGACACAGGUAUAAAUGAAAAAGUAGUUUACAGCAUCAAACUAGUGAACCCCCCGGCCUAUAACAACACCUUUUCAAUCAAUGCAGACACUGGAGUGUUGGAAGUAAAGACUGCAAUUGACAGAGAAGAAUGUCCUUAUCUUGUUGUGGGCAUUCAGGCAACUCAGCAAGACAAUAUUUUCAAAACAGCUGAUGCAGUAGUGCUGGUUACUAUUGAAGAUGUGAAUGACAAUAAGCCAGUAUUGUCGCAAUCAAGUUACAAUGUCUCAAUUCUAGAAAAUUUACCAAAUGGGAUGGAAGUUCUUCACAUAACAGCUAUUGACAAAGAUGAGGGAGGCUUCCAGGGGACAUUCAUUCUCAGUCCAGCUGACAGUCCCUUCCAGCUAAGUCAAGCUGGGAUCCUGUCUGUGAGGAACUCCACGCUGUUGGAUAGGGAGAGAAUACCAUCUAUUCACCUACAGGUCGCUGCUAGAGAUCACUUGUCACUUUACAAUGAGGUACACUCUGCAAUCAACAUACUGUUGCUAGAUGAAAAUGACAACAGCCCAACCUUUAGAGGCACGCCAUAUAAACAAGAUAUUUUCAACAACAUGACUGCAGGAAUGUCCAUUCUUCAGGUUGUUGCUGAUGAUCCAGAUGAUGGUAUAAAUGGAGAGAUAAGCUUUACCUUUGCUGGUGGCAAUGAAGAUGGAUACUUUGAAUUGAAUAGAUCCACAGGACAAAUCAGUUUAAAAACAGUAAUCCCAUUAGGAACCAAUCAGCUUAAGAACUUUGUCUUGUGGAUAACAGCUACUGAUGGUGGGGUGAUUCCAAGAAGUUCAUCAGUGCCAGUACAAAUCUUUGCAGUUGGAGAUUCCAGACCACAGUUUAUUCAGAAAACAUAUAAUGUGUCUGUGGAAGAAGAGCUAGUCAGUCCUGUUGAAGUAGCAAGAGUAGAGUAUGAGUCUUUAAAUCCUCAUAUACCGGUUACAUUUCAAGUACUGACGGAAUCGGCUACAUUUGACAUCGAUGUCAAUGGAAUAAUCUCGACAAAAACCAAACUGGACUACGAAUCCCAGAAUAAUUAUAUAGUAAACAUUUCCUUGUCGGAUGGAAAUGCUACUGACUAUACUGCAGUGUUUAUCAAAGUUACAGAUGUCAAUGAUAACAGUCCUGUGUUUGGUAUAACCAGCACUACCAUUACCAUUCUGGAGGACUUGCCAGCUGGAAGUAAUAUUGCCAGUGUUGCAGCUACGGAUGUGGAUGAGGGCUUUAAUGGAUUAGUGGUUUAUACUCUGAAAGGUGGAGAAGGGAAAAUCGACAUUGACACAUCAGGAUUAAUUUUGUUGGAAAAGAAAUUGGAUAGAGAAACACAAGGCUUCUAUAACUUAACAGUGAUUGCCAGUGACCAAGGCCAACCCGUGCUGUCUACAGCUAUCAAUUUGACAGUCAUAAUUGAUGAUGUGAAUGACAACCCUCCAGUCUUCUCAUCAAGUAGAUAUGAAGUGAGCAUCCCUGAAGAUGAAGUGCUUGGAAGGGCACUGCUGACAGUAUCUGCUACCGAUUUGGAUGCUGGGCCCAAUGCUCUUGUGAAGUACAGAAUUGUUAGCCAGCGACCUCCAACUUCCUCGCUGGUGUUUCUUGUCAAUUUGACCACAGGCCAGCUCAGCCUGAACCAGCAGCUGGAUUAUGAAACCCUACAGCAAUUUGAAGUAGAAGUGGAGGCAUCAGAUGGAGGGCAGCCAAGUCUCAGCACUAGAACACUUGUUGUUGUGCAUGUACUAGAUGUCAACGAUAACCCACCAGAAUUUAGUCAGGCAGUUUAUGAAAUAUCUGUGUUUGAAAACCUACAAAAGGGUAGUCCUAUCUACAUAUUCAGUGUUACUGACAAAGAUGAGGCUGGCUUUUCUCAGGGACGCUUUAUUCAUACCAGUACUUUGUUCACGGUGGAUAUCCCUGGCAUACUUUCAUUAAGGAAUGACAUGGAACUGGACAGGGAGACUACAUCUCAAUUCGUUUUACCAGUAAAUUUGGGGACAGACUCUGCAGCUUUGGCUCAGUUCUACUUCAUUCCCUCAAACCCUUUUUUGUAUCUUCAUCAGAUGGUUCACAUGGUAAUACAGUCAACUGAAAUUCCGUUUUUGUUUGUUUCUUUGGCAGGUAUGGGCAGUCGAUGCUGAAACGAAUGGGCUUAAUUCAAGUGCCUUGUUCCACAUCACUGUUCUGGAUGUCAAUGAUAAUAACCCUGAGUUUCAGAUGCAGCCAUACAAUUUUUCAAUUCUGGAAGCAGAUUACAUGUUGAGUGCUCCUGCUAGAGUUGGACACGUGACUGCUACUGAUUUGGAUGAGGGACAGAAUGCACGGAUUACUUAUUACUUAUCAGCUGAGGAUGGGCAUAAUCCAUUUAGUA